Messenger RNA from Xenia sp. Carnegie-2017, 2305 nucleotides. RefSeq names its product splicing factor ESS-2 homolog. The record is from RefSeq and is a predicted model, not a curated record. The coding region runs from base 119 to 1513 and encodes 464 amino acids. Lineage: Eukaryota; Metazoa; Cnidaria; Anthozoa; Malacalcyonacea; Xeniidae. The transcript has 5 exons. Gene Ontology annotation, cellular component: catalytic step 2 spliceosome.
UUUGUCCAUUUUUACUGUUAAUGUUUGUAUACAUUGUGUUGUGUGCAAUUUCAAUGCCUGUGUACUGACAUAAAUAAUUCUUGUCCACGGAAAAUGGUAUGUGAAUACAGAACUUGAGAUGGAUCUGAUGAAGUCUGACUCCAAGGAUUUGGCCAUUACGAAUAAAAAUCCUCCGAAAUCCUUGAGAAAACAAGAUGUUCUUGAUGAAGACACCUAUAUUAAGUCAAUAGAGGAUAUUAUCGAGAGAGAUUUCUUUCCCGAGGUUACAAAGUUAAAAGCUCAGAACGAAUAUUUGGAAGCUGUGAAUGCUCAAGAUGUUGAAAAGUUAAGAGCAUUGUCUUCACAAUACAACAUCCUCCAUACUCCCGCUGGAACACCAGCUCCAACUCCUGCAAGUUUUCACAGACCACCUACUGGUAAAGGAUGGGAAGAUGGAGGCCAACAAACACCAAAUCCUAAUUGCGGGGAAGAAGUGAAAAGCAUGAAAAGAGAAAAACAAGAGGACAACUCAAAAGAACCUGAUAAGAACAUAUCUCUUGACAAGUUUCUCUUUAAAAACACCAGUGAAGACAAUGCUUCAUUUGAGACAAUAAUGGAAACCAGUUUGGAAAAAAAUAAAGAGAAGCAUGCUUGGUUAUAUGAAAAAGAGAAAGAACAUGCUUUGUUAGUGCAAAGGAGACUAGAGCUUCCAACAAAUGUCAAAGGUGAUCAAUUGCAGAUAAUGGAUCGACCAGCUAACUUGGAUAAUUGGGCAUACACAAACAAAAAUGCCCUCAUGUAUGUACCAGAAUGUACUACAUUAACAACUGAAGAAGAAAUAGCCCAAGCUAAGUUACAAGAGCGAGAAAUAAAGCACGCAAAUACCCGACUAACUCAAGAUUUUGUUAAAGAAAAGGAAACAAGCAACUCCAUGAAUAAAUUUUCAGAAAAUCAAGGGGUCAGACAGAGAGGAAAAUUUGGAGUAGAUGGGAAAGAAACUGGAAUGAACGAGACUCCUAAUGUUAAUGGAUUUCGAUUUGUUGCAACACCAUCACCAGCUCCUGGUGUUGAUGCCUCGCCAUUGAUGACAUGGGGAACAAUAGAGGGUACUCCUUUUCGAUUGGAUGCUGGCGAUGUGAAUGUCAAAUCGACCCCAGGACCCACAUUUCAGAUACCACAGCCAAAACAUCGAGAGGUUUUGGCCCACAAGCUGGCAGAGAAAGCAAGUAAGCGACAUCGAGAGGAAAGAAAGCAGGCUUUAGCUGCUUCAGCUUUUGGAAAGUCACCCAGAAGCAGAAGUACUAAUGAAAGACUCAGCAAAAUGUCACCAGCUGCCCAAAGAUUGGCAUCGGAGAGAUUGGGGAUAAGAAUAGCCACGGACAAAGCCUUGCGUUCGAGUUACUCUCCAUCGCCUCAACUAUUGACGACACAGGGAACGCCAGACGUAUCACGAACACAGUCACGUACGCCUCUUUAUAACGCUUCAAACACUCCUUCUUUGACUGACAACUUGUUAAAUUUACCAAAACGUUGAGGCAUAUCCAGAUGCAAAUUUUUAUUUCAACUUCGGACAAGCGCGACAUACUUAUGUGGAUGCAACAAGUUACUAUGACAUGGGACUAAGAACUGUACGUAGAAUAUCAUGGCAUUUUAAUAUCGAUAUAUCUUUACAUUCUUAUUGAUCAGAUAAGAGCGCUGGAUUUCGUAUGAAAGGCAUUAGAAACUUUUAAAAUUCAUAAGACGUUGUAGUCACACACACUCACGUCAAUGCUGUGAGUAAUUCUAUAUUACCAAAAGAAAACUCCAGUUAAUGAGCUAGCGGAGAGCUUGUUCCAUAAAUGCUUGUUGUAAAACGAUCUGGAGGAAGCAAUGGACGUCGAUAGGAAGAUGUGCUCUCGUUGAAAUGACGAAACGAGCUUCUCGUCCAACCAUAGACCAGAGAAUUCAGAAAGCCUUGUAAAGGCGUGAAAAUAGCCUACAACAUGACCAAGAAUUUGUCUUUUAGGUUUUUUCUUGUAAAUGAAUUCAACAGAGAUAAACUUUGGUGGACUUCGGAUGAAUUCUUAACUUUCUUUAUAAAUACCUCGAUUAAAAAUACGACAAACAUUUUCUUGAAAUCGUAGUAUUUCUCUUCAGUCGCCAACUUAACCAAUACAACAACCAGAGCUGAAAAGUAUAAAAGCAUUUGCAAUGUCUUCUAUUUGAAUCGUACAAUAUCUCAUUGUGAAACAUCUCUCUACGUAAGCGGUGUGUAAAUCAUAUACUACGCCAAUGUAUAUAAUUAAAUUUUGUACCCAUAGUAAAAUUCUAUGCUAUUCAGUCUAAA